Aedes albopictus (Asian tiger mosquito) is the source of this 11897-nucleotide messenger RNA. RefSeq lists its product as uncharacterized. The record is from RefSeq and is a predicted model, not a curated record. Gene Ontology annotation, molecular function: lipid carrier activity. Gene Ontology annotation, biological process: lipid transport. Lineage: Eukaryota; Metazoa; Arthropoda; Insecta; Diptera; Culicidae. The annotation marks the transcript as partial. The transcript has 20 exons.
AGGAAUCAUGUAUUGGAGAGUCUCCCCUACAUUGGAAGUCCAGCAUCGGUUACACUUAUGAAAGACCAAAUCAUUAAGGAUCAAAUUCCGGCUGAGCUCUCUAAAAAGUGGAUGGAGUCAUUUGCAUAUCUGACUAGACCAAACGAAGAUGUCCUCGAAGCCAUGGUGGAAUUGAUGGAGCAUGGUAAGGAGAUAGGCGAAAAGAAUUACCUCCUUGCAGCUACUUCCGUCGGACAUACGUUCUGCAAAGUCAACCCGGACUGCGAUACAAGUGAUGGUAUACAGGCGAUAACGCAAUUUUUGGAGAGUAACUUGCAAGAGAAACUACAAGAAGACUCUGAAAUGACGAGAAAAGAACGCGAAAAUAUCAUUGUGCUGCUGAAAGGUCUCGGAAACAUUGGAGUCAUCAGUUUGGAAUUUUCCCAUCAACUUCGGGAAAUGAUUGAAGACGAGAAGCUGCCCAUGGAGAUCCGUCUGCAGGCGGUUUAUGCUUUCCGUCGGCAUGAUUGUGUCCGAACGAGGGAUUACUUCUUGAAGUUAUACUCCAACUUUGAAGGUAACGUCGAGAUUCGUAUUGCAGCGUACCAACAGGCCAUGCGCUGUCCUGACUACCUUUCGGUAAAGUUGAUCAAGCACAUAUUGAAAACGGAAGAGGUCAAUCAGGUUGGUGCCUAUGUUUGGUCACAUCUAUCGAACAUAGCUAGCAGCGCAUCACCGGUUCGAGUGGAAGCCCAAGGUCUGUUGGCUGACAAUGACCUAGGGAAAAAGUUCCGAUUGGAUAUUCGAAAGUUUUCGCGCAAUUAUGAGCACACAAUGUUUUUCGACGAAUACAACUUCGGUACGACAGCAGAUGCUAAUUUGAUUUUCAGUACAGAUUCUUACUUACCUCGGACGGCGUCGUUGAAUUUGACGGCAGAUUUAUUUGGGGAAUCGGUUAACUUUCUGGAGUUGAACGCUCGGGCAGAAGGCUUCGAAUAUUUAGUAGAAUCUAUAUUUGGUCCAGCUGGACCACUGAAUGCGAAAAAAGUGAAGGAAUAUACAUCUGCUGUAACGUCAUUCUUGAGCUCUUCUUCCGAAGAAGAAGAACAAUCUGGUUACGAUCCCAUGAGUCAACUUCGCCUCAAAAGAGAGUCGGAAGAUGAAGAAAGUUACCUGUUCGAGGAAGAUGAACAAAGCACGCGCCCUAAACGACAAACUCGCACACCGGUGACGAUCACGAAGGACAUUCACGAUCAGAUUGACAAUAUGGGGUACAAAAUGAAAUCGGACUUCAAAGAUCCUCACGCUUCGAUUGGUUUGAAAAUUUUUGGAAACGACCUAAAGUAUUACACUAUCGAAGGUUUCACCGAAACGCUCAAAGCAGCAGAACAGAUUAAUCCAUUGAACUUCUUAAAAAGCAUACUAUCUGGAAAGGAAGUCUCCUACACCAAAUCAGGCGUAUUUUUGGAUACCUCUUACGAUGUUCCAUUGAGUACUGGGUUUCCCUUGGCACUAAGCAUCAUCGGCGCUUCUUCUGUAGACCUUCGUUUGUCCGGCUCCUUCAGGGCAUCCGAUGUGUGGACCUCAUCACGUAUCGUAGAUGUGGAAGGAAAGAUCAAACCCAGCGUGUCCGUUGAUAUCACAGCUACUAUGAAAACCGACUUCAUUCAUACAUCAACAGGAAUCAAAGUGAAAAGCAAUUUGUACUCAAGUUCGCUACUGGAAACCAAACUUAAGGUGCGCGGAAAUCGGCUCGCUUCACUUCAAUUCAGUCUCCCGCUAGAUCAUAACGAAAUUUUCAGCGUACGAUCAGAAAUGCUAGUUUUCGAUGAUAACAAGGAAAUACAACAGAAAGGAAUUGAUCGUCGCUAUUCCAACUCCACAUGCACGUGGCCUGUCGUUGAUCGUGCAAUUGGUUUGAAGCUGUGCGCCGACUACAGUUUGCCGGAUGUGAGUAACAAUAGCCACGUCCCUAGUCUGAUUCUAAGCGGACCAGUUACCCUGGACGUGAGUCUUCUCAAGGCAGACCCAACGGCAAAGGUUUUCCUAUUUCAAUACAACUGGGAAACGCAUGCAAACGUUUCGACGGGAUCAGUCAUAUUUGAAACACCGCAUUCCCAAAUUCCUCGGAUCUUCAUUGCCAACAUUACUGCCGACGACGAAGGAUACAGUGUGUCAAUGGGCUUCCGGAAUGGGGAUAUCUCUCAUUCGGCCGUCGGAAUUUACAAAAACAACAAGGAUCAGAGGCGAUUAGAUAUGUCCUUGAACGUCAACGAUAGGAAGUAUCUGGCACUUGAGAUGGGAUAUAACAAAACUGAGAUCAAAUACGGGAUGGUGUAUAGCCCUUCGUUGUUCCUUUCGGUUAAUAACGAACGCAUUGCGGGUAUGGCCGGGCAAAUUAAAAUGACCGAAAAGAAAAAUAUUAAGCAAUGGGACUAUACCUUGCAAUUCGAAACCAAACGAGUUCAGGCGAAGGUGAUUGGCAAUAUCCAACAGACACAAGCUUCGAUCACGAGUAAAUUAUCCAUGGACUACAGGUUUAUCAACAGCAAAUCGGAACGACUAACUCUGGGAGGAGUGUUUUCCAACAGAAGCUUCAAAGGCCGUACCGAGUAUCACGGGUCGUUCGAUCUUCGUUCCUCUGCUUAUCCGCAUUUCGAUUUUGCCGCAGCGAUGAAGUUCCUGUCGGCGAUGGGCCACAUCGAGUGCAAAAUGGACUACAACAAUGCGCCCGAUCUGAAGGAUCCCAACUACACCACAACGCUUCGGUUGAUAUUCGCUCGGGGUCAAGUGGCCGAGGUGGGACGAACCACGGCAUCGGUGGAGCUGACCCGACCGCGGUCGAAAAUGGACUGGAAGGCAAUGAUCAAACAUGAACAAAAUAUGAAGAAAGGACAACUACACAAUAUCCGAUUGUUACUACGAUAUGCCAAAAAUAAAGAAGUUACUGGCGAUUUUAUGGUGGACAUACCCCGCGGUGUCCUGUUUGCUUUUGAUGCUGCUGCCAAUAUAACGGUUCCUGGAUUCGAUUCUUGCACUUUCAACCUUAGAGUCAAGGAGAAGGCCCGUAAAGAAUACUACUUCGACUUCAACGGAAUAUGGUUCUCGGGUCACUCGAUCGUCGUCAACGGUUGGUACCAGGACCGCAGUUCCUUCAUCAAGAGCUACCAUCACGCGAAGCUGGAAGCGCAAAGUCCAUCGUUUGGCGAGGUAACGGUCGAUAUCAAGUAUGUUCGCGACGAGAUCGAGUUCAAGCUGGAAUUGCAUGCAGAGUACGGUAAACAGCCGUACGGUUUGGUGAUCAAGCAUUUGUUGGACGACGAAAGUGGAACCAAUACGUACGCCGGAUUCCAGUGGCGAGACAGCUUGUAUUCGUUUUCAGCGUUGAUGAAGUCGGCCCCGAUCAAGGAGCUAAUUAUUGAACUGCAUGUUGACAAACUGCGUGACAUAACCUUGAUAUUGAAGGGAUACUCUACACAACUGAAGCGAGAAAUAGGAGUCGAACUCAAGUGGGAUGCAAAUCGCGAUCCCACUCAGAAGCUGGCGAUCUCUGGGGAGAUCAAUACUCCCCGGCAUCGUAUUUACAAUGGUAGAUUCCUCGUAUCCUAUCCGAACAGGACCAUCAACGGGGUAUUUGACUUGAAGGCCAUUGAUCCAAACUAUCUGGCAAAUGCUCGCAUAUCGUGGAACACUACGGAAGCGAUUGAACUGAAAUUAGAUGCUGGCUCGGAUGACGAAAUACUGAGAAAUAUGUGGUUGUUGUUCAAACUGACGACACCUUUCGAAGGAUGGCGCUACAACGCCCUUAAUGGUGGUUUCUAUUUUAGAGACAACUUGUUGAAAACCAAUCUGUCCGCGAAAUGGGCAGAAGACCAGACGCUCGGAUUCGAAGUAAUGGGUCUUUACCAUUCUAACGAUAAUGAUUUCGACUGCGAAAUGAAAACUAAGCUACAUAGUUCAAUCCAACAUGUUCCAACGGUUAAAGUGCACUUCAAGCAUAAGUAUGACUCAAAGCGUGUCGAUACCGUGGUGACCGUAAAUCACACCGUAACUGAUGAACCCUCGCAGAUAUUCUCUGCGUGGUCUAGCUGGCAGUACGAUCAGGAUGAAGUAUAUCGGAAUCUUACCGGUUCACUGGUAUUGGUGAGCCCAUUCGAGGGUUACAAAAAAGGCGCAUUGUCAACAAAGUUCUCACUGACCGAAAGUCGGGACCUGCGAGGAGCUGCUGAUCUGCAACUGGAUGACGAUAGAUAUGACUUGGUUUUGAAAGGUCAUGUUCGCAAUCUCGUCGAUAACAUGCUGACAGUUAAUAUCACUUCCUCCAAUGAAAAGUUCCGUAACAUCAACGGCCGGUUUGGUAUAAGCGAGAAGGAACGCCACGCCGUAGCGGAAGUCAUAACGCCGAAAAGCGCUCUUGGAGUGGAAGUGUUGUUUGCAAUAGUUUCAGCGUACGACUUUGAUAUCAAGUUCUACUUGGCAACGCCACUGAAGGAUCUGGAAAAGGUGAUCUUGAGAGGCAAGCUCAAACCAGAUAACGUCGACUUCAGAGCUGGUUUGAACAGUUUAAUCAUUGGGUUCGUUGGGGUUUGGCGUAAGGCACAUAUGAAAGAUUUUGAGUACUCGUAUAAGGUAUACACACCGUUGCCUAAAUUUGAAGAGAACGGAUUGAUCUUGAAGUUGGUCAUGAACCCGAAAAAGACAGAAUACAUUGAUAUGGAAUUUAGCGGCAGGUUUAAGACGUACAAGAUAGGAGUGCGGGCAGUUUCCGAACCGAAACCUCAACUAAUGCGACAACUGGGAGUUCAGAAGGCGUCUGGUAUUCUUGAAGAGUUCCUAGAGGAUUCCUUGAUCCCACUGAAUAGCAAUGAUGAAGAAGAAGAGGACGAAGAAGAAGAUGAAGAGGAAGAGCUGUUGAACCUGAUAGGGAAGGUAGAAAUAGACACGAUCAUUUGGCCAACUGUUGUCGGAACUAUAGAUCUUGAGGAAUACAAAUCCAAGUAUUACUUAAGUGGUAAGGUCAAACUGCCCCAAGGUGAUGUCGAUGUACGUGACAGUUUCUGGUUGGAGGACUUGAUGAACAUGAAAAAUACAUUAAAAGUGAAAACACCGUUCCCGUUCACGCGACAAAUUCAAUCAGGGUUUGAACUUCGCGUACCAUAUCCUACCAAUAAAUUCGUUGUUGGAUUGAACGUGCUGGUUCUGAAUGAAACAAAGUGGGUAAAUACGGGAUUCCAUAUUUACUAUAAUGUAACUGAAGAUGAAUCGGACACCAAGACUCACCAUGCUGUCGUGAAUCUAAUGACACCGAUGGACAACUUGAAGAAGGUUCGUCUCCAUGCAGUUCUUGACGUUGAAGAGCACGGCUAUAAGGCUAACUUAACUGCAAAAACAACUAAUACGGACGCAUCCAUAGCAGUGGCAUUUGAGAGUGAAGACCAGUACAUAGAUUCCGCGUUAACGAUAUGGGUACGUGCUCCGCUUAUGCCUUAUUACGCGUGCAAAAUCUUCUACAAACAAGACCUGGGAGGUUCCAGCAACUCGAUGGAUAUGGGCUUUGUCGUACAUGACGGUGAUCUGUACAAUAACUUCCGGCUGGAUGGCGUCUGGUCAAUGGAGGAGCCCCACUUCCUCGUGGGCAAAGGAAAGUAUCAGUCGAACUUCUUGCCCAUUCAAAUGAUCGAUACCGAGGUGUCGAUCACUCGCGAACCAUAUCCGAAAGCCCAGCUAGAGGUGCGUUUCAACGACAGUGAAGGUAUGCACGAAUACAUCCGAGCCAAAGCGACGCGAAAUCGAGAACUGGUAACUGUAGAGCUGAGCAUCCCUAUUGAGGAGUAUCGCAACUUAUCGAUCCACGGUCGACUGUUGAGAAAGCAUGGCGAUGAGUACUCAAUUGAUGGGCAGCUUUAUCGCAAUGACGAAGUGUUCUACGUGGAAGGUGACGCCACGAUCGUCAAAGAUAUUCCGAAAAAUGUUGCAUUGGUGAUCAAACCUCAUGGAGUUGAAGAUGAAGGUGCGAUCAACUACCAGUAUUCCGUGGAUGGAGAUGUUACUAGUUUCACAGCUGAGAUCAAACGAGGCGAGAAACAUGCUAGUAUCGACGGUAACUUCAAGUUGUUAGCCUUGAGUGAUUGGAACUUUGGGCUGGAUAUCAAAUCAUCAGAGCCAGAUCUAUCCAGCAUUGAUUUCAAAGUUGGCAUCGCCCCUACCGAUGAUAAUAAGGCUUUGGGCACGUUCAAACUGAAAUCCCCUUGGGUACGCCAUGGAAUGGAUCGUGCUGACAUUUUCAUGCUGUUUGACGUGCAGCCGAUUUCGGGCUCGGUAACUGCAAACUACAGCAUACCUACCGUAUCCGGAGAUGCCAGCUGUUUGUGGAAUUGGCAUUUGCUACACAAUAUGCAGUUUGCGUUGCACAACAGUGUGAAACGGACGGAUUCCGAAGGACGCUUCUUCCAAAUAGGAGUUCGCUAUCUAAGUCCAGAUCUCGAACGUAAUCAAAAUAUGACAUUUGGUGGCGAUUUGAACUUGAACAACGUUUGGAUAUUCAGCUCAAAUGCUUCCGUAACAUUCAUAUCCAUUUCCGAUCUAUCCGGUGUUCUGAAAGUACGGCUACCGAAUCCUGUUGGUGAUAUCCAUACAUUAGCCGCCAGUAUGAAGGGUAACAUUCCUUUCAUUGAACCAGUACGCACACUCAACUUCGAGGCGUCCUACGACACAGAAGAAUCACACAAACGAUACGCCUGGCACUCGGAGUACAGCUUCGUGAACGACCUGCGAACUCUUCUUCGGUUUGAAUGGGGACCAAACGUCCAGUCGCAACGAGUUCAGACUAAUUUGGAUGUUUACAAAAUUGGCGAAAAACGUGAAAUAUACGCUAAACUACGGGGACCGUGGUAUUUGGAAGAUGCCUUCCGGGCAGUAGCUGUGUACAACAUUGAAGACAGUUUGUACCUUGUGAACGGUAACAUUUCCAUUCCAGCUUCACGGAAAGUCGCCGAGGCAAAUGUAGCGUUUGCCAACCUUUCCAAUAUGAAAGGAGAUGUGAACUGUACGACUCCAUUCCUGAACGUCACCUGGCUUCAUGGACAGCUGGAAUUCAUCGAAAGUCCUCUCGAGUCGAUAAGGUAUCUUAAAGCAACCUGGCCAGAGUCUAGCGCAAUCUUUGAUGCCAAAUCCACCUAUAAAGUAAACAAUUUGGAUCGCGAUCAGCAGGGAACCAUUAAGGUGGAAAUACCGUUGCAGACUCGGCACUACGCUGAGGUCAAAUACGGUUUAGCUGAACGACCGGCCAUCACCACGGGACACGCUGAAAUCGACUACAACGAUAGGAAGGUACUCAGUGGACAAUACACUUCUAAGAAAGAAUCAAGGGCUGGAUUUGAUAAGGAAACUGUUGAUGUAACCUUGGAAAAUGAUUUCAAACCUGUGGGUGUCCAUUAUGUGCACACUACAAAGCUUCUGAAGGAUAACUACAAGGAAAUGGACACUAAACGUGCUGAAGUAUUCGAACUUCGUAACCAGAAGAAAUUCAACAUCACUGGUGAACUCCAGAUCACCACCAGGGAUACCGGUAGAGAGUACGUCAUCACGGCUGUUCAUCCGAAUCGGACGGUUGUACUGACAGCCGAUUUCGACGCCGAAGGGGAAACCAUGAAACAGAAAUCAAAACUGCAGUUGUCACCUACCCGUUGGAUAGGAUACGAUUUCCAUCUGACCAACAUGUCCAAGGCGGACAGCGAAUCGAGGAAAUUCAGGCUGGAGGUUUCCUAUCCACGCAGGAACCUCUCCGCUGACGGUUGGUACUCGGUGAUGGAAAAUGCCUUCGAUUCGGAUGUGACUUUGCAGUACACCCCGAACAAAACCGACGACAGUGAUAAUCUUUCGCCAAGAACGGUAAAAGCAGCUGUUAAAUGGGCCGAUGAAUCAGCCGGGGAAGUGACGAAACAGACUGUGCUAGUUGCACUGGGACAUCCCACGUUUGAACAAGACAUCACACUGAAAGGUGCAUACUACUCGGACGAUACGGAUCUUCUGAAGACAAAUCUCGAUAUUCAGUACACCCAUUCGGACAGCCACCACAUAUCGGUUGGGUUCAACGCUAAGGACCUGACACCUACCGUUGGGUACAGAAAUUACUCGUACCGUCUGUUCGGUUCCCACGAUGCGUCUGAUUUGGAUUUAGAUUCCAUGGGAUCCGUGGGUCUUCGGUUAGGAUUGUACGAGAUCAACACCAAUUCUCACUACAAGCGAGGCUAUCUGUCCCGAAUGGAAGGCCACGUCAUUGGAAAGGUGGACGUUAGGCAGAAGGAAGUGAUUCUAGAGAAAAUGACUUCACAAAGCAACUAUCGUUUGUGGGGUAAGGCAUCGGGUAGCUAUCCGAUCUACAUGAUAAAUGGAAGUUUGCUGGACGGCCCAGAACAGGAUGCAGCCGGAUUCUUCAUCAUAGACAUUGACGACAAGAUGGUCCAGAUGAAAAUUAACAUGACACCAGACGCCACGGAGAACAUCUACAUGUACGGAAUCAUCCCGGACUCCCGGAGUGCCUAUUUUGAUUUCUGGCGUGACUACGACACCGCCCGUGAAGUUGAUGUCGCUUACUACUUGAAGAUGAACCAUUCCCGGCUGGUUACAAGCAAACUACUGUGGCGGCCGGAAAUCCGGUCGGACCUGCGCAAUUUGGUCCGUAACUAUUUCACGGCUAUGCAUACGUCGUUCACCGACGCCGUCGAGUUCUGGAUCAAGCAAAUAUACAGCGAAUCGAAGGAUUCGGUCAACGGAAUGUGGGAUGCGGCGCAUCCGUACAUGGAAGGAUUCUUGGAAGAUGUUUCCGGUUUGAACGUCAUCCAGGAUGAUUUGGAAGAUUUGCGACAGUUCCUGAAUGCUUCGUAUGUGGCGGAUGACUUCUACAUUCGAUCAGUGAUAAACUUUACCAUAACUGUGCUGGAUGAGUUGGCAAUCAAGAAUAAAAUAACUUCGCUGCCUAAGAUUUUGACCGAGUUCUGGCAGGUCAUGGGUGAUUCCGGACAGGCAUUGAAGAAGUCUAUUCAGUGGCUUUUGGAAACAAUCAAGGAAUCCUAUCAAAGGGUGGUGGAUGUGUUUGGAAAAAUCCUGCAAGGCGACUCAAUGAAGUAUUUGUCCGAAGUGUUGGAAACGUCGGUUCAACGAUAUGAUAAAUUCAUUAAGGAUCUUCAUCUGCAGUUCAUAAAGCACGUUCAAGAGAUGUGGAAGAAACUAACCGAUGUUAUCACCUCAUACUGGCAGCGAAUGUUACAAAAUAUUGAACCUUCUGUUAUCAAAUUAGCUCACUAUGCCGAAUCGGUGACUUGGCAUAUUGGUCAUGAAGUUUUCUCAUUCCUGUACAACAAAACUCAAGAAAUAGCCGAGUCACCGUACUUUACCAAAGUAACCAACUUCACGCAAGACUUGGACACACUGUACAAAGAUUUCGUUCAAAACGACAUUAUAACCAACACCAAGAAAUACGGUUCCAUCGUAAUCCGCUUCGUGAAGGAAAAAUUCUUCCGUCUUGUGCCAUUCGGCCGAGAGCUGAAUCAAGUUCUGACAGAGCUAUGGGAAGAAAUGAAACAGCUUCAGAAGCUGGAAUAUGUCCAGUUCCUUAUGCAACGAGUCAACGAAGUACGGUCCAAGGUCGAAUGGCUAGCCGAAGAGUUCCAACUUGAAAAACGACUGCAUCAAUUGUGGGGCAUCGUUAGAAACAAACUAGGCAGAAUGGCUCAGACUGCAUUGCAGGCGGAGAACCGCUACCGAGAAGCCAAGACGAAGUUCAUUUUCGAUCCGGAUCAUGGUAUUAUGGAGUUAGAGCAAAAGCUACCUAUGUCGUGGCACGCAUUCAACGAAACGCCGAAGUUUGACGAAAUUCCCGAGUACAAACUGUUGACCGAUGUUCAGGAUUUCUUUGCGGGUAGUAAUACCACGAUUUGGACACUAUAUUGCGAACUGAAACCGUACACGGACAGUAAAAUGUGGCUGCCACCUUUUAAGGCCAACUCGCUGCUCAUCGGAUCCAGACAUUACAUGUCCUUUGAUAAGCGAUUCAUAUCGAUGGAUUUGCAAGAUCUGCUCAAGGAUGGUCAAACGAACCAGUGUUCGUAUGUGUUGGCUCACGAUUUCUACAAUCGAUCAUUUACGUUGUUGCUCGAACCAUCGGUACUACGAGAUACUGGAAAGGCCUCACGAAAGAUAACGUUACUUACAGACGAACACGUGCUUGAAAUCGACGUGACGGAUGCUUCCGUAAAAGUCGAUCGUAAUGUUACAACUGCCCUACCGGCCCAAAUCGCUGAUACUGUAGUCUAUCGUGAAGCCGAUCUUUUAGUGAUACAAUCGUUCAAUGGAUUCAAGCUCACCUGUAGCCUACAGUACCACAUGUGUUCAUUCGACCUCAACGGGUGGUACUUUGGCAAAACUGCUGGCAUACUGGGCACAAUGAACAACGAAGUAUUCGACGAUUACGUUACGUCGGAUCACAAAUUUGCCGGCUCCCAGGAGCAGUUCAUCAACAGCUGGACGCUUCCGGGUUGCGAAGCUGAUGUGCGAGCUACAAACCACACCCACAACUUCCUGUCGGUUUCGAACGAACUCAGUCAGCUUUGUGAUUCAUUCUUCCGGCAGAAGCAUUCGUACUUUGCCUCUUGUUUCCCGAUUGUGGACACGACGCCUUUCUACGAAAUGUGUCUUGAUUUGGGACACCACCUGGAUAGCAAGUCAAACGAUCCAUCAAACAAAGGUGCCUGUACAUCUGCGCUUGCUUAUAUGGAAGCGUGUCAUUUGGAAGACAUGCCGCUUCGAGUUCCGGAUUCGUGUAUUCAUUGCCGAUUGAUCAACGGAUCUUAUGUUCCAGAAGGUACCUUCGUUCCCAUGAAAGAAAACGAAAUUCCACAAACGACCGAUGUUGUGUUCAUUGUCGAGGCCAAAUUGUGUAACCAGAACAUAACCACGUCGAAGAGCAUUGUAGCUAUGGUGCAAACCCUUCACAAGGAGCUCCAAGAGCUGAACAUCACCGAUAACCGUUACUCGGUGAUGGCCUUCGGAGGGAUGUCUCCAUUCGACAAGCCCAGAAGCGUUAUAGUGAACGACAAUGUGUUCGUAUCGCAUGAAUACAUCGAACCUUUCUUCAAUCACAUCGCUAUGGCCUCCGGAACUAACGACGAUAUUUUCGACGCGAUCAUUGCGGCAUCGAAACUGGUGUUUAGACCUGGAGCUUCCAAAACAUUCAUCCUUAUGCCUUGUACGAAGUGCUCCAGUUCCAGCAUGAAGAUGGAUUACUCCUCCGUUCUGCAACUGCUGUUGGAAAACGGCAUCAAGCUUCACAUUCUCACCGACCACGACAUCGAGUUCGACAAGUCUCGAGUCUCGCGAAUGUUCUUCGGAAUGGAUAGUUCCAAGGCGUACACCAAAAAGGACCUUAAGGACCUUGCCGGAGACGUUGAACUCCGUAAGCAAAUUCGGUUGCCAAAGGCUACGCUGGGUAACUGCGCUGCCCUAGCGCUGGAGACAAACGGUUCCGUGUUCAGUGGCCGCAAGCUUCGACCAGAGCGCCGCAACCCAACUAAGAAGUUUAUAACUGUUUUCACGAAACGCGUGGCAAGUACGGCGGUGUCGACGUCCUGCCAAACGUGCGAAUGUACCGGUCACAAUACCGGCGUUUCCUACAUGCUGUGCUUGCCGUGUACUUAUCCAUCAGCGUUCAGCCUAGAUCACGAGCGGAUGAGCGAAGACGAACUGCUGUCGGUUCUGCAACCGGACCACGACUGGGACUGGGAAGAAGAUGAUGAACUUCUGUGAGGCAAGCAUGGGUUGCCGGAACGCUAAUCGUUGGAGAAGUUAGUGGAACGCCAUGACAAUACUUGACAUAGAUUCUAAGUGUAUCAGUUAUAAAUAAAUUAUAUUUAAAAAUCAAA